AUGAAUGGCUACCCCUUCUUCAAAUGCACAGAUAUUAACAGGAGGGUCAGCAGGACGACCUCUGGGAAUUUACCCGUCUAUCCAAAGAUAAGGAGACAUGGAACGAUCGUUACGACUGUUGUGCGCCACAUAUAUGGUGACAUAAAGGCGUUCAAGGAACACCUGCGAACCAUAUGCGAAGCGCCUGUGAGAGAACAUAUUGGCUAUAUCGAAGUGAAGGGGCUCCACACGAUGAAGAUAAAGCAGUGGUUGCAGCACAUCGGGUUCUGA
Molecule: messenger RNA, 270 nt
Organism: Plasmodium cynomolgi strain B
Lineage: Eukaryota; Apicomplexa; Aconoidasida; Haemosporida; Plasmodiidae
Exons: 3
Coding region: 1-270 (89 amino acids)
Biological process (GO): translation
Cellular component (GO): ribosome; mitochondrial large ribosomal subunit
Molecular function (GO): structural constituent of ribosome
Source: RefSeq, a predicted model, not a curated record